Osmerus eperlanus (European smelt) is the source of this 4605-nucleotide messenger RNA. It is a transcript of the gene lsamp, whose product is annotated as limbic system associated membrane protein. The record is from RefSeq and is a predicted model, not a curated record. Bases 282 to 1301 code for a protein of 339 amino acids. Lineage: Eukaryota; Metazoa; Chordata; Actinopteri; Osmeriformes; Osmeridae. The transcript has 7 exons.
CACUGAAUGGAGAGAGGGCUGACUCUCCCUCUCUCUGAACAACUCACAGGCUGCGUGCCACUGUCUUUACGCGGGAGCAUAGCGGCUCAGUGGAAUACGGUCUUUGCGCUUAGAGGGUUUACGGAAUACGUUUUUACUUUUUUUAUCCGAGGCUUUUCCUGUUUGUUAUUUAUUCUACAAUAGCUUCACUUUAUCCGAGAAGUAUCGGAGCGCGACUUUUAUUUUCCAUUAAAGUCCAGAACAACACUUUUAUCUUGGAUCUACCACACGUCCCAUUCGAAAUGGUGGUCGGUAGGAGAUCGUGUUGGAAGCAAUUGCAGGCUGCUUUUUUCAGGCUCCUAUGUCUCAUUCCUACAGGGUUCCCGGUGCGAAGUGUGGAUAUGCAGCGGGCGAGUGCGACUGACAACAUUACCAUCCGGCAGGGUGAUACAGCGGUAAUCAGGUGUUAUGUGGAUGACAAGAUAUCCAAAGUGGCCUGGCUUAAUCGCUCCAACAUCAUCUUCGCCGGCUCCGACAAGUGGUCCUUGGACCCGAGGGUGGACCUGGUGACCAAAGGCCAGCUGGAGUACAGCCUGCGCAUCCAGAAGGUGGACGUGUAUGACGAGGGCUCCUACACCUGCUCCAUCCAGACCAAACAGCAGCCCAAGACCUCCCAGGUCUACCUUAUCGUCCAAGUUCCUGCAAGCAUUUACAAGGUGUCAGAGGACAUCACCGUGAACGAGGGGAGCAACGUGACGCUGAGUUGUCUGGCCGACGGGAGACCAGAUCCGGUUAUUAACUGGAGACUGCUCAAUCCAUCAGCGGAGCCUUUAGAUGGUCUGGAGUACCUGGACAUCAUCGGGAUCCGGAGGAACCAGGCAGGGCGCUACGAGUGUAAAGCCAGCAAUGAUGUCGCCACACCGGACGUCAAAUACGUCAAUGUCAUUGUCAACUACCCCCCCGCCAUCAAGACCGCCAAGAGCUCGGAGACCCAGGUGGGCCGAAUGGGGGUCCUGCAGUGUGACGCUGCAGCGGUCCCCACACCAGAGUUCGAGUGGUACAGGGACGAAAAGAGGCUAUCUAAUGCCCAAGGAAUCAGUAUCCAGAUCGUGGGCACUACCACCGUGCUGAUGAUCUCCAACGUCACGGAGGAGGACUAUGGCAACUACACGUGCGUGGCCACCAACAGACUGGGCAUCCAGAACGCCAGCCUCUUCCUCUAUAGACCUGGGACUGGGCGCGACAUCAGCGGUGCCGCCUGUGUAUCCCACUCACUGUGGCUCCUCCUAGCCUCCAUGGCCUGCCUUCUCUUUAAGUGUUAAUAAAACCAACCUCCACCACCCACCACUACCCUGUUAAUACCGUUAUUACUACCUUAGUACUACCUUAUUACAUCCAGACUGUUUUCAUUAUGUAACAAGAGCCCUUGAUCUGCGUGCUCAGAUGCACCGCAUGGAUAAACACAAAAAAUAUGAUAACAUGGACCAGUUAUUAAUACAUUUUGAGAAAUUGGGAAUUAGAACAAAAAGCCCUUGUUUAAAAUGGUUGUUAUUAUUAUUGAUGUUAUUAUUAUAUUAAUUGCUGUUUUACAUGCAGCUGAAACCUUCUGCUUCUUUUGCUCUAAAUCUAUCUUCUUUUUGGUGGAGGGUUCGGUGGGUGUGUAAGGUUUGUUGUAUUUUUGUCCACAUAAGAAAAUACUUAUUCAUAGCUGGAAUUUCAGGUCUAUAACAACAAUCACUGACAUGUAUAAAGAAGCACUGAAUGGUGUUUCAAAAAGAUUUCCUGUUACAUUCAUUAGGUACACCUACUUAUGUAUCGUUAGACUUAAAGGUCAAUGUAACCAGUGCUUUAUCGAGCAACAAGAAAGUAUCUGCCAAAUAUAAAAAAAACAUAAAACAAAACCGAACAUUUAAAAUGAAAACAUACCUGCAGAAGCCUAUGAAACAGAUGAUGUUAGAGGUAACUUACUGCAUAGAUGCAUCACUACUCCAGUCAGCAGUAGUGUCAGUGGAUCCCACACGAUCUCUCACGCUUGCCGUUUGCUUCACCAGAUUUAGUUAAAUCAGAACUUGCACAAGCCUCAGAAACACCACAGAGCACCAGGAACACAGUCUGCCCUUGUCCGAGUGGGCCUCCUCAUGUCCAGGUGGCCUCAACUGUGUGCUCAUUGCUGCUGUGUACGAACGAUUGGGUUCCUGUACACUAGCCUGGGGUUAGCUGUGGUCCAUGCUCAGUCAUAAUACCCAAACUGCAGCCUGAGGCUCUUACCUGUUCUGAAAUAAAAAGGGAAAAAUGUUCUCUCUUUUCAAGACUCAGCAAGCAAAACAAUAGGUAGUAUAAAAAAAUCAUACUGUACAUUGUACACAAUUUUGUAUCUCUACGAUAAAAUAGACACUUGUUGCACCACAGUAACGAGGAAUAGUGAGGAUUAUUACAGUGUAGGUUUGCCUCUGAUUACAAACCAAGGGUAAGCUCUGUUUCUCUAUAGCAGACUGUAUCCAACUUCAUAUAAACCAUACUUUUGCUUUGUUGAGUUUGUCAAAUCUUCUCUGCUUUAUUGUGAGUAUACCAACAUGCACCAGGAUUCAACUGCUGUUAUUUGGAUCAAAAUGUAUGACACCAAUGAAUGACGUGCUUAUAUUUUCUGUUUUAAAAGUAUGUGUGUUUUCAUGAGAUUCAGAAAUUCAUAAUAUAUGGACCUUUAUUUUUUUUGUUCAAUCAUUUGCAGUUUAAUGGUGUAUAUAUACUUGAAUCCAAUUUCCUUCUAUAAAAAGACAAAUUUAAUGUGUCCAUGUUUAUAAAUAGGUUAGUAAUCUGUUGAAGAUGAACUUGUAGUUUGCCAUGGGUGCAGCAAUCUGUCGCCCAAUGUAAGUAAUGACCACUAGAUAAAAAUGUUUUUAAAAAGGGUUUAAUAUUAAGGUCAUUUUGUGCGUCUAUUGUACCUUUCGAUUGACAACCAAUUUUGUUUGGAAGUGGAGUGAAGGCUUGUGGUAUUUAAUUGUCAUCAAAGGCCUACUUUAGGACAGUGUGAGAUUAAUACUGAGAGGACUAAACUGUACCCAAUCCCACUCUGAAUUGUUGCUCAGGCAAGAUAGCCUGUUAGCCCGUUAGCACGUCUGUGUAACACUGAAGACACACCAGUGGUGUUGACAAGACUAAACUAGAGACAGUAAUUUACUAUAAAACAUGUAAUUAAUCCUCACUGAAAACUCAUCUUCCUCAUAAUCAUUAAAAAAAUCAUACACACCAAAUGUGUUCAUAGUACCUGCUUUGACUCCAUGGCUGUGUGUUAGUUAGCCAGUGCUCUCUUCAUUUUUUCCAGUCAAGUUUCUACUGUCUCAACAGACUAAUAUUGUACAGCCUUGAAGUAUUAUAAAACAUAUGGGCCAAUUACAGAAAACAUUAAUGUAACAUUUGGCACUUACAGGACUAAUCUAUCAGUUUUAAAUCAAGUGUACCCAAGUCUUUUACAGUAUUUGCAAAUAAUAAUUGACCACAUUCUGUUAGGAAGAGGGUCUGUGCCAGCUCUGGAAAGUUAUCUACAUAUAAUUACUAGUUCAGCCAUCUUCCUGUAUGAAGGAAACCCUAUUCUUAAGACUCAUCCGAUACAACCAUAUAUCACUAACAAAUAGGUCAUUCUGGUUACCAAACCACCUCUUCAUGAGUUAUCACCAAACCACCAAAAUGGCAUCAUGUAUGUCUCAAAACACCUUCUUAUUACAGCGCUGUUGAUUGUGUGACAUGGUUCCCUCAGUGUUUGUAUGUCUAUGAGGGUGUAUACAUCACUGUACUAAGUACACUAUUGUAUUACUGUAGAUGUGCAGUACAUGCUGUAUUAACUGAUCCUGUCUGUCAGAAGUAGCCAACCACUGGACAGGGAAGGCUGGCCUUAUAGUGACUGACAGCCUCCUCAGCUAAUGAACCAUCAGAAGCUGAGGGCCUUUGCAGGAAGUAUUGUAUGUCCUGCCUAUGCAUCCAGUGACUGACCCUAAUGACUAUCAGGGGAUCAGAGAGGUGCUGACUUGGCUACCUAGUUUACUAACAUUGCAUCACAUUGAAGCUGUACAAAACAAGCUUGUGUAUGCAUUUUAGUUACUUUGGAUUUUAACCUAUUAAAAGUUACCUAUGAGCUGCUUUAUAUACACCAGUCUUUACCUUUGGCCAUGAGCUACUGAUCCAUCUAUGUCCACCAAGCUAUGGUUACAUUUGUAACUCUCCAUCUCAAUAAUUAUGUUCACAUGUAUAUAAGAUGUUUUUAGAAUAUUUUUGAGUUGAAUCAGGCUAUCCAUGAAUUAACCUGUUGAUUUAGCUCAACUGCUGGAACUUCCAAUGAGAGAAGGUCACUUUGUCCUUCCUGUGUCACACCAAUGGAAUUCCCCUGGAUGAAUGAUACAAUCAUUGCACACAACUAUGUCUCAUUUUCUAUUUCCUUUCAUUUAUGAUAUGGGUCCUUGCAAUUGGAGACAAUGUUCAUGACACAAAAUAAAUUUGUUUGAAUUCAGUGUUCUGUAUUUGAAUGUGGAUUGAGAUGUUGGUGAAUUUUUGGAGAACGCUUGAAGCACACAGUAUCUCAAAACUGUGUUCGUCACCAUGUAACAUGCAAAUAAAAUAAUAUAUGUAUUGUAA